UGCAGCAGUAUGAGGUCGCUGGUUGUGCUCGCGCUGUUCGUGCUGCUGCUCUGCCUGAGUUCUGCUCAGCUCCGGGGUCUGUUCCCCGCAGUGUUGAAUCUGGCCUCCAUGGCCAACAUCAGUGCGAACGCUACAUGUGGACAGAGCGGAGCUGAGAUGUUCUGUAAGCUGGUGGAGCACGUCCCGGGACAACCGGUCCGCAACCCCCAGUGUCGAGUGUGUAACCAGAGGAGCGAAAGAUACUACGAGCAUCACCCGAUCGAGUUCGCCAUCGACGGCACCAACAAGUGGUGGCAGAGUCCAAGCAUCAAGAACGGCAUGCAGUACCAUUACAUCACCAUCACGCUCGACUUACACCAGGUUUUUCAAAUAGCAUACAUCAUCCUGAAGGCUGCGAACUCUCCGCGACCAGGAAACUGGGUCCUGGAACGAUCUCUGGAUGGAGAAACAUUCAUGCCUUGGCAAUAUUAUGCCAUCACAGAUACGGAAUGCAUCACACGCUUCAACAUCACCCCAAGAACUGGACCACCAGCUUAUAAACAUGAUGAUGAAGUCAUCUGUACAUCAUUUUACUCUAAAAUCCACCCGCUGGAGAAUGGAGAGAUCCACACUUCUUUGAUAAACGGGCGUCCGAGCGCUGAUGACCCAUCGCCAACACUGCUCAGCUUCACCACAGCUCGCUACAUCCGCUUCCGGCUUCUUCGGAUACGUACUCUGAACGCUGACCUCAUGACCCUGGCCCUCGACAACCCCCGAGAUGUUGACCCCAUUGUCACCAGACGGUAUUAUUACACCAUUAAGGACAUCUCAGUGGGUGGGAUGUGUAUCUGCUACGGCCACGCCAAAGCCUGUCCUCUCAACACACACACCAAGAAACUGAGCUGCGAAUGUGAGCACAAUACCUGCGGAGAAAGCUGUGAUCGCUGUUGCCCAGGCUACAACCAGAAACCCUGGAUGGCUGGAACCUUCCUCAGGCGCCACGUCUGUGAGAAGUGCAACUGCCAUGGGAAAUCAGAUGUGUGUUACUAUAACCAAACCGUAGCUGACAUGAAACUGAGUUUGAACAUUCACGGUGAAUAUGAAGGAGGCGGAGUCUGUCUCAACUGCUCUGACAACACAGCUGGAAUUAACUGCCAGUCGUGUAAUGACGGCUUCUACAGACCAAGCCAGGUGAGUGCACAUGCUCUCCGACCCUGUAGACCCUGCUCAUGUGACCCUAGAGGGUCUGUCUCAUCCAUCUGUGUACCUGAUGAUACUCAGGGCAGUGCAGGCCAGUCCGCAGGUUCUUGCCGCUGUAAGCAGGGCUACGCGGGUCAGAGGUGCGACAGUUGUGCUUUUGGCUUUACCGGAUUUCCGGAGUGUCAGCGCUGCAACUGUAGUUUGGAGGGCAGCUUUAAUAGGGACCCCUGCCAGCUCCCGUGUUUGUGCAAGGAGAACGUUGAAGGGGAUAACUGUGAGCGGUGUAAGGUGGGAUAUUAUAAUCUCCAUGGCGACCGUUACAGCGGGUGUGAGAAGUGUUACUGCUCCGGAGUCUCCAGCGUGUGUGUGGAGUCGCAAUGGGAACACACAAAUAUCACUGAAAUGUCCGGGUGGUAUUUGACGGACGCAGAGGGGGAGGGACAAGUGUGGGCGUUCCCUGGUGUGGCCACGCCCCUUCACAUAAUUGUCAAUUACGAAGAAGCUGAAACGCGCUUGACCCCGCCCUAUUACUGGAAUGCUCCGCCCUAUUACCUGGGGAACAAGAUUUUGGCGUAUGGAGGUUAUCUGUCAUACACAGUUUCCUGUGACGAAGGCAGGCCAAUCAAAAUGUCCCAUGGCUCUGAUGUCAUCAUCGAGGGCAGCGGUCUGCGUUUGACGGACAGACACUCAGAGGUGGUUCCUGCUCCACGAUUAGCUGGAGCGGUGAGGAGGCGGGUCUCCCUGAGACCAGAGAGUUUCCGUCACCUCGGUUCUGAUGCGGCGGUCAGUAAGAGUGACUUCAUCAGUGUGCUGCUGAGACUGAGACACAUCCGAGUGAGAGCAGCACACUGUCUCCAACACAGUCUGUCCUCAGUCAGUAUGGAAGUCGCCUCUGCAGACUCUCGCUCCGGAGUUCAGGCCCGAUCUGUCGAGGUCUGUGUGUGUCCUCAUGGCUACACCGGCACUUCCUGCGAGACGUGUGCGGAAGGCUACAGGAGAGUUAAUGGAACCCUACACCAUGGUGUGUGUGAGCGCUGUCAGUGCCAUGGGCACACGUCACACUGUGAUGACAUCACUGGACGCUGCCUGGGAUGUAAACACCAUACCACAGGCCCAAACUGUAAUAUGUGUGCCCCUGGUUACUAUGGCGAUGCUACCAGAGGAACCUCAUAUGACUGCCAGCCCUGCGCCUGCCCUCUCCAGGAUCCCUCCAACAACUUCAGUCCAACCUGCCACCAGGGCGAGGACGGUCAGCUGGUCUGUGAUCAGUGCCGAGUGGGUUACACCGGUCCUCGCUGUGAGAGAUGUGAUAACGGUUACUUCGGAUCUCCCGGAGUCGUGGGAGGUUCCUGUCGUCCAUGUGACUGCAGUGGGAAUUUGGACCUCUCUGCGACCCAUAGCUGUGACCCGGUAACGGGGGCGUGUCUCCGUUGCCGUGACGGUUACGCUGGACCAAGCUGCGAAGUGUGUGCAGACGGUUACUAUGGAGACGCCGUAGUAGCCAAGAACUGCCAGUUGUGUCAGUGUAACAUUAACGGAUCUGUCUCUGAGGUGUGUAACAAGGAGACCGGACAGUGUCAGUGUCACCAGCGUGUCCUGGGCCGAGCGUGUGACCAGUGUACUCCGGGCCACUGGUUGGACUCUGGCACAUGCAGGGUGUGUAUGUGUAGUGGGCGGGGCUCCAUGUCACCGCGCUGUGACGGUGAGGGCAGGUGUGUGUGUAGGCCGGGCUUCGUGGGCCGCAGGUGUGACGUAGUGAGGAGAGAAACACAGCGUCCGAUUCAGAGAAUCCCUCUGAACCAGAACUGGGAGAACAGGAGGGGCUGCCCUCGGGGGGCUUACCCUGCCCCAACGGUGCCUGGGACGCACUUGCAGACAGGUAGUGGGUGUGUCCCGUGCCACUGUAACUCGUUCGGCUCUAAGUCGUUUGACUGCAGUGAGAGCGGGCAGUGUCGGUGUCAGCCCGGAGUCACGGGACAGAAAUGUGACCGCUGUGCUCCAGGACACUUCAACUUCCAGGAGGGAGGGUGCACACCGUGUGAGUGUUCUCAUGUGGGGAAUAACUGUGACCCGGGGACAGGUCGCUGUGUCUGUCCACCCAACACAGUGGGGGAUCGGUGUGAGAAGUGCGCUCCUAAUCACUGGGGUCACGACAUCGCCACUGGCUGCAAGGCGUGUGGCUGUAACGUGAAUGGCGCGGUCACCCAGCAGUGUAACGUGAACACGGGAUGUUGUUUUUGUCGGGAUCAGUUUAAGGGAGAGAAGUGUAACGAGUGUAAGCUGGGCUACAGGAACUUCCCGCACUGCCUUUCCUGUGACUGCUCGCUCUCUGGCUCCAACGCCGAAACGUGCGAUGCUGAAGCGGGCAUGUGCGCGUGUGCCGAGAGGACCGGACAGUGCUCCUGCAAGAUGAACGUGGAAGGUCUGAGGUGUGAGGUGUGUAAGGUGGGGACGUUUGGACUGAGUGUGGCGAAUCCUCUCGGCUGCAGCCGCUGUUACUGCUUCGGCCUGAGCACGAGCUGUACCGAGGCCCAGGGACUGAUCCGCAUGAAGCUCACGCUGAUGCCAGAGCAGACGGUGCUCCCCCUAGUGGACAAAGACAACAGCAAGGAGAUUACAUUUGGAAUAACAUUCCAGUAUCCUGAAAUCAUCGCUAACGCUGAGGUGAUUCGUCAGGAACUAGCCGAGCCGUACUACUGGAAGCUCCCGAAGCAGUUCAGAGGGUCCAUGAUAACAGCAUACGGAGGGAAACUUAAAUACACCAUUUAUUAUGAAGCACGGGAUGAAACAGGCCACGCCUCCUACGAGCCACAGGUCAUCAUUAGGGGUGGAGCCAACAGAGACAAAGUCAUGAUACGCCAUUUGGUGGAACCACAGAUUGGUCAGCUGACCCGCCAUGAAAUCGACAUGACAGAGCACGAGUGGAAACACCAGGACGACAAACCGAUGAGCCGAGAGGAUUUCAUGGAUGUUCUGUUCUACAUUGAUUAUGUUUUCAUUAGAGCAUCACAUGGCAAUGUCAUGAGACAAAGCAGGAUCUCAGAGAUCUCCCUGGAGGUGGCAGAGGAGGGCCGGUCCUCGGUGGAGAGCGAGCGAGCGCAUCAGAUCGAGAAGUGCGAGUGUCCUCAGGGAUACUCCGGGCUUUCCUGUGAGGAGUGUGCCGCAGGGUUCUACAGACUCUCCCCUCAGGUCUCCGGCUCAGUCUUCAGGUCAGGGAUGGGAAGCUGCGUUCGAUGUGACUGUAACGGCCACAGCGGCUCCUGUGACCCGGACACCGGUGUGUGUCAGAAUUGUCAGCACAACACAGAAGGAGAGAAGUGUGAGAGGUGUUCAGCUGGUUUUUAUGGCAUCGUACGCGGCGCUCUUGAUGACUGCAAGCGCUGUGCCUGCCCUCUCACCAGCCCAGGAAACAAUUUCAGUCCUGCAUGUGUGACAGAGGGGUUCAAUGAUUACCGCUGCACCGCGUGUCCUGAAGGCUACGAGGGAAAGUACUGUGACAGGUGUGCCACUGGUUACCAUGGCGACCCGCGGCGACCAGGCGGCCGGUGCGAGGAGUGUGAGUGUGACCCGGUUGGCGCGACGCCCGGUCCGUGUGACACACACACGGGGGCGUGUCAGUGCCGACCCGGAGCUACGGGCUUGAAGUGUGACCACUGCAUGGACCGGCAUGUGUGUGGACCAGUGGACAUCGUGUCAUGUGACGAUGACUGCGCGGGGCUCCUCAUCAGAGACAUGGAUCGGUUGCUAAGACUGAUUGGCGGAGCAAAUCUGACAUUGCCCCUCCCCCCACCAUAUGGCGCUCUCUACCGCGUCGAGAACAUGACCGACGAGCUCAAGCACAUGCUGUCUCCUCAUCGAGCUCCAGAGCGCCUCCUGCAGUUAGCGGACAGUAACCUGGGCAGUUUGGUCACCGAGAUGGACGAGUUACUGAGCCGGGCCACAAAAGUAUCAGCAGACGGAGAGCAGACGGAUUCCGAUGCGGAGAGGAGUCGCAAACGAGCUGAAGAUCUCGAGCUGUUCGUUAAGAAUACACUCCUUGCUGCUGAAGCUCUGCGUGAUAAGGCCCGGGAACUCAACGCCACUUUGGGUCGGAGGGACGACGGCGUGGAGAAGAGUGUGAAUGAGAUGCAGAAGGAGAUCAAGGCCAUGAUCGCUGAACUCCGUGCACGGCAACUCACACACCCGCACACACACACCGUGCAGGAGGAACUCAGGGCUGCUCAGGAUCUCCUGUUGAAGAUUCAGCGUAACUUCGCGGCUCCUCACCGCGUAUCUGAGGAGCUGCAGCAGGAAGUCGACGCCAAACUGCGACACCACGACGACAAACUGCGCGGCGCUCAGGAGCUGCUGGACCAGGCUCAGGGCGAUACGGGCCGCGCUCGCACGCUGAACAGUGACAACCUGCGCAGGCUGGAGGAGCUGAAGAGAAAAAGGGAUGAGAAUAAUAAACAGAAGAAGGAGACAGAGGGAGUCCUGGAGGAUGGAGAGAAGAUCCUGAAUGAUGCAAACGCUCUCUCAGACAACUUCAACCGUGGCAUAGAGGAGCUGGAGGAGAUGGAGCGCGAGAUCGGACCGCUGCAAGAUCAGCUCGACUACAGAGUGUCCAAGUUGUCCCGGGUCGUGGAGGACGACACGCUGCCGGACCUGCUGCAAAGAGCGGAAGGCCACGCCGCACAGCUUAACAACUCCGCCGCCAUACUGGACAGCAUCCUGGCCGAGGCUAAGAACCUCUCCUUCAAUGCCACGGCCGCGUUCAACGCCUACAGCAACAUCAAGAACUACAUUGACGAGGCGGAUAAAGCGGCCAAGCAGGCGAAAGCUACGGCUACAGAGGCCGUGCAGCUGGCCACGGGACCUAAGGGUGCCCUGAAAGAUGAGGCUAAGAGCUCGGCCCAGAAAAGCCAGCAUCUGUGGAACGAGGCCAAGAACCUGGAGAACGCCGUGAGAGAGAACAGAGAUAAUUUGGGAGUUCUGCAGCUUCGGCUCAAAGGCGCCGAUGCCAAGAACAAAGACCUGCUGAAGGGCCUGAAAGAAAACUUGGCAAUGCUCCGAGCCAUCCCUAACGAUACGGCUGCCAAGCUCCAGGCCACGAAACAGAAAGCAGGCAAAGCUAACGACACAGCGCAUGAGGUUCUGGCUCGGCUCAAGGACAUGAACCAGAACCUGAUGGGGCUGAAUCGCAACUACAGCAAACUGAAAGAUGACAUCAACAAAGCCAACAACCUCAUCCAAGACCCUGAGAAAAAUAUCCAUGCAGCCGGUGCUAAAGUGAAGGACCUGGAGGACGAGGCAGAGCGCCUGCUGGAGAAGCUGAAGCCGAUUCGCGAGCUGCAGGACAACCUGCGGAAAAACAUCUCGCAGAUUAAAGAGCUCAUUAACCAGGCUCGCAAGCAGGCCAACUCUAUCAAAGUGUCAGUGUCCUCUGGGGGAGACUGUAUCCGCACCUACAGGCCGGACGUUAAGAGAGGCAACUACAACACCAUCAUCCUGAACGUCAAGACGCUCGCUGCGGAUAACCUGCUAUUCUACCUCGGCUCAGCCAAAUUUGUGGAUUUCCUGGCGAUCGAGAUGAGGAAGGGCAAGGUGAACUUCCUGUGGGACGUGGGGUCAGGGGUCGGCCGAGUGGAGUAUUCCGGCCUCGCCAUUAACGAUGGAAACUGGCACAGGAUCGAAGCCUCACGUAUGGGUCUGAACGGCAGUAUUUCUGUUCGGCCCCUGGAGGGCCCCAAAGCGAGCAUCGUCCCAACCUGGCAGAGUGCUAAGUCACCUGAGAGCUACACGCUGCUGGAUGUGGAUCAAAACGCUUACCUGUUCGUAGGAGGAAUGCUGGGCCGUGUAAAGAAAGCUGAUGCGGUAAAGACGAUCACCUUCUCUGGCUGUAUGGGAGAGACGUACUUGGACAGUAAACCAAUCGGACUGUGGAACUACAGACAGAGAGACGGAGACUGUAAAGGAUGUGUGGUCAGUCCCCAACCUGCUGACUCUGAAGCCGUGGUUCAGUUCGAUGGCGAGGGUUAUGCUGCUGUCAGUCGUCCCAUCAGGUGGAACCCCAACAGCUCCACGGUGACGUUCAAGUUCCGCACUUUCUCCACCAGUGCCAUGAUGAUGUACCUGGCUACCAAGGACAUGAAGGACUUUAUGAGUAUAGAGCUGAGUGAAGGUCGCGUGAAGGUCAGCUAUGAUCUUGGGUCUGGUACCGGCUCAGCGCUCAGCCAGAAACGACACAACGAUGGACGAUGGAAAUCGCUCACCAUGACUCGCUCCAAAAAACAAGGCACCGUGAUCAUCCUUGACAUAGAAAGCAAUGAGGAGGAGAAAAUUCUUGUAGAUUCCCAGGGAGGAGCAACAGGCCUCAACUUAAAGGAGGGCGAGAAAAUCUACUUUGGAGGUUUACCUACCAUCGGAAACUACAGUAGCAAAUCAAGGUCUGAGGUAUCCCUGAGGAGAUACGCUGGGUGUAUGAAGGACAUCGAAGUUUCCCGAACACCUUACAACCUCCUGAGCAGCUCAGACUACACUGGUCUCACCAAAGGCUGCAGCAUAGAGAAUGUCCACACAGUCAGUUUCUCCAAACCUGGGUUCAUGGAGUUAAGCCCGAUGGUGUUUAAUGUCGGCUCAGAGAUUACGCUGUCCUUUAGCACCAAGAACGAAAAUGGGAUUAUCCUAUAUGGUCGAGGCGGAGUGACCAGCCUAACCCGCGUCGCCCAGGACAACUUCCAGAGGCCAGGACGCAAACGCAGGCAGACCGGAGAGCCCUAUGUGUCAGUGCAGUUGAAUAAGGGAGCUCUAGAGGUGCUGGUGUUCAGUGGCAGCAGGAACCCUCGCCGCAUCAUCAGAAAACCUGAUGGAGGGAUUUUACAUGAUGGACUCGAGCACUCACUGCGUAUCCGCCGGCACCCAGGAGGCUUAUUCUCAGUUCAGUUGGAUGAAGAGGCGCGACUAGAGCAGGCAUUACCCAGUGAUCAGCCAAUUGCCAUACAAAGACUGUUUGUGGGCGGAGUCCCGGCGGACAUGGCGGGUGGCCUGCAGAGACCUGGCCUGCCUUUCGAGGGCUGCAUCUGGAACCUUUUGAUCAACACGAUCCCCAUGGACUUCUCCCAACCGGUGGCCUUCGAAAACGCUGAAAUUGGCCGGUGUCCAGAUGUAGCCCCACCCCCUCCUCCUCCAGCUCCUGAAGAAGAGGAGGAAGAAGAGGAAGAGGAGGAGGAAGUGACUCCACCCAAAUUACCCACGGAUACAAUGAAACCACCACCUUCCACAGCCACGCCUCCUGCUGAUGUCAUCACCGUUCCUGCUGUGCUGCCUGUAGAUGUGCCUCACACUGUGGUGUCCUGCGCAGUGGGGGCGGAGCCUGAAGUGCUGGAAUUAGCUAAGCAGUUUGGUCUCUCGAGGAACAGCCACAUGGUGUUCGAGUUCGAUGACAGGAAGGUGAAGAACAGCCUGAUCAUUGAGUUCGAGCUGAGGACGGAGGCAGAUUCCGGGCUGGUGUUUUACAUGGCCAGAAUAAACCAUGCCGACUUCGCGACAGUUCAGGUGAAGGAGGGAAUGGCCCACCUGAGCUACGACCUCGGCAGCGGGAACACGUCUGUCAGCGUCCCACGUAUCAUCAACGACGGACACUGGCACAAGAUUAAAGUGCGUAGGGAUAAACAGAGGGGCAUCCUGACAGUCGACGGGCGUUACAUCAAACACACCGUGAGCCCGAAGAAAGCCGACAUCCUGGACGUUGUGGGGAAUCUGUAUGUGGGAGGACUUCCUCUAAACUACACCACCAAGCGCAUAGGACCGGUGGUGUACAGCAUUAACGGCUGCAUCAGAAACUUCCGGAUGACGAAUGGGCCACAGGACCUGGAAAAUCCCAACUCCAGCUACCGCGUGGGCACGUGCUUCACCAAAACGCAGAGUGGCUCAUACUUCAGCGGCACGGGAUACGCUAAAGCAGUGAGCACCUACAGAGUCGGGAACGAUGUGACAGUGGAGCUGGAGUUCCGCACCAGCAGCAGCAGCGGAGUCCUGCUCGGAGUCAGCGGCCAGAUAAUGGACGGACUCGGCAUCGAACUCGUCAACGGCAAGCUCCUUUUCCAUGCUGAUAACGGAGUGGGGCGUGUCACGGCCCUGGCCCAAGGGGCGGAGCUUUGUGAUGGACAGUGGCAUUCUGUCACUGCCCACAAACUGAAGCACCGCCUCGAGCUGAUUGUGGAUGGCAGAAAAUCCGAAGCAGCCAGUCCGGACGCUAGCUCCGCCUCCGCCGACACCAACGACCCUGUCUACGUGGGCGGGUAUCCUGAGGGCCUGAAGCAGUUUGGUCUGACCAUCAGCACUCCCUUUAAAGGCUGCAUGAGAAACAUAAAGCUGAUUAAAGCAGGAAAAGUUCUGGAGGUUCAGCUCAACAAAGCACUGGAGAUCAAAGGGGUCCAGCCUCUCACUUGUCCUGCUGCAUAGACACACACACACACACACACACACACACAGUUUUAUCUAACCACUUCUAUUCAGAAAGUGAUUCAGCUCUGGGAGAAAAAAAAAACAAUGAGGUUUUUUGCGCUGUUGUAAAAAUGAACCCAAACCAAAUCCACCACACGUGCAGCACACCUUUGUUAUACUUUGAUUUGUAACGCUUGUUGCAGGGAUUUAUAAAUGAACACACUGCUCAUACUGUACACUGCUAACACCCUCGUAUAAAACACAGCCGCAGUGUUAAAUCUGGUUUUAGCUCAUCACUGAUACUAUUAGCCGUCAUUUUGGACAGGGAUUGUGUUCCUAUAGACACAGUUUCGUUACGUGUGCAUCAUUUCAAGGGAUUUGUACUUGACCUGAUCAUAAAUAAAAAUAACUGUUUGUGCUUU
Molecule: messenger RNA, 10025 nt
Organism: Clarias gariepinus (North African catfish)
Lineage: Eukaryota; Metazoa; Chordata; Actinopteri; Siluriformes; Clariidae
Gene: lama2
Product: laminin, alpha 2
Exons: 66
Coding region: 10-9621 (3203 amino acids)
Biological process (GO): axon guidance; cell adhesion; regulation of embryonic development
Cellular component (GO): basement membrane
Molecular function (GO): signaling receptor binding; extracellular matrix structural constituent
Source: RefSeq, a predicted model, not a curated record